AUGGCAACCAAGGCAAACGGCACGGAGACUCCUGAUGUUGAUAACCUGUACCAUGUGCUCCUCAGCACCUCCCACAUCCAAAGAGACCCCAACGGCGCGAUAGAGAAGCUCCAAGUGUGCGCGACCUUUACCGAUCUCAAGGCAGCCAAGGCCGAGGCACACAAGACCCUGUUCGAGGCCGGCUAUGAACGGGAAUGGUUCACCGUGUAUGAUACAAACCAAGAAGAGUUCGCCGCCCAUCACGUCAAACGAAGAACAGGCCUCGCCGUCUAUGCGAAGGCGCAGGAUGGCACCAUCUUCCGCAGUUACGUGGCCACAGCACUAAACACGCAAGGUUUCCAAAGUGACGCCGAGGACCACAAGAUCCAUUUCCCGCUCUAUCACGUCAUUGAAACGAUUGUCCUGUACGAUGAGGACGACAGUGGUGAAGCCAGGGAAACGAACGUGGAGGGCUCCUUCCGAACUUACGAGGAGGCAAGGAAGUUUGCAAGCGAGGUUCUCCUGGCGCCCGAAGACGGCGUGACAAAGGAGUCGUUCGCACAGUACGACGAGGCUGGGCCGUCAGAGAAGGAUUGUGGAUAUGGUGAGAAUGUCGUCGUGCAUGCUGUGGGUGGUAACGGGGAAAACUUGCUGGUCAGCGUGCUGAAGGGCCAGGAGCUUGAAUCCGUGCGGUUGGCGGAGGCGGCGAUCAGAAUCCGUUCAUUCAACUGA
This is a messenger RNA of Cladophialophora yegresii CBS 114405, 711 nucleotides long. RefSeq lists its product as uncharacterized. The transcript has a single exon. The coding region runs from base 1 to 711 and encodes 236 amino acids. NCBI's taxonomy places the organism in Eukaryota, Fungi, Ascomycota, Eurotiomycetes, Chaetothyriales, Herpotrichiellaceae. The record is from RefSeq and is a predicted model, not a curated record.